AUGUUUUUAAAUUUAAAAUGUAAUAAAAGUUAUUCUUCUGUUGCAAGUGGCAUAAUACAUUCUCGAAAGAAAGAAGUUGAAGAUAACCGUCAACAUGUUUAUUACUUAUUGAAAACUACUUUAUAUUUAGCAAAACAAGGCAUACCAUUCCGAGGACAUGAUGAGAGUAAAGAAUCAUCAAACCGUGGAAAUUAUAUUGAACUCUUAAAUAUGUUUUGUGAUGAUAAUGUUAAAUUAAAAUUAGAAUCCAGAUAUGGACAUUAUACAUCUCCCGAGUAUCAGAACGAUUGUAUUAAAAUUAUUGCUUCUAUCACAAGGUCAAACAUAAUUCAACAAAUUUCACCAAUUGGUGCCUUUUCUAUUCUUGUGGAUGAAACUAAAGACACUAGUAAAAAAGAACAGCUGUCAUUUGUAAUCAGGUUUGUUGACAAUGAGUUUAAUGUUUUUGAAAAAGCUUUGGGUUGUUACCACAUGGUUAAAUGUAAUGCUUCAGCUCUUAGUCAAGAAAUCCAAAAAAUUGUGAUAGAAAAUAAUUUGGAUAUCAACAAGUGCAUUGCUCAAUGUUAUGACGGAGCAUCGGUUAUGAGUGGAGUGUUCUCGGGAGUACAAAAACGAAUAGCAGAUGUAGUACCACAAGCUAUAUUUGUGCAUUGCUAUGCUCACCGCCUGAACCUUUGUUUAAUUCAUUCAAUUCAAAACAACAGUAUUGUGGUUAAUUUUUUUGAUACAGUCCAGUCUUUGUAUAAGUACUUAAUGAGUGGACAUACUCGCUAUGAAAUUUUUAUGAAAGUUCAAGAGGAUAAAAACUUAAAAGCAAUUCAUUUAGAACGACUUGUGGAAACUAGAUGGUCUUACUGGCAUACUUCUUUAUAA
Molecule: messenger RNA, 873 nt
Organism: Rhopalosiphum padi (bird cherry-oat aphid)
Lineage: Eukaryota; Metazoa; Arthropoda; Insecta; Hemiptera; Aphididae
Product: zinc finger MYM-type protein 1-like
Exons: 1
Coding region: 1-873 (290 amino acids)
Source: RefSeq, a predicted model, not a curated record